AAUAUGAUCGCCCGAGCAGCUGUAAACGUAGUUCCUUAUCGAGGAAACCAUGAUCGAAUAACAAACUUGUUAUCAUCUGAAUUUCUGGAAAAUGUGCUAAGAAAUUAGAUAGAAUUAGGAUGUGAGGACAAGAGGGAUAUGUUGCAAUCAGCAUAGUAUGGGAAAAUUCCACCCACCCCCACCCAAACUCAAGAAAAAACUUGGAUUGGGUUGGCACAUUAGUUGACCAAGUCUGAAAAGUACUGAACGUGGUGAUUCCAUAAAAACUGAACAACGAACUUUUGCCGUUCGUUAAAUAAAAAGAGAUAGCGUGUAAACCGCUUAAAAAUAGUAUGCACUCUCAAGCUAGAGAGUACGAAGACGCUUCUCGAUCUGGAAGGAAACAGAGUGCUCGAAGCAUGCAGAACAGAACAGGCAGUUCAGCUGGGCCCAUGAUGGUGGGACCAAACUUUAGAGUGGGCAAAAAAAUUGGAUGUGGAAACUUUGGCGAGUUGAGACUGGGAAAGAAUCUGUACAACAAUGAACAUGUGGCAGUGAAAUGUGAGCCGAUGAAAUCCCGAGCUCCCCAGCUACACCUGGAGUACAGAUUCUAUAAACAGCUUGGACAAGCGGAGGGUGUUCCUAAUGUGUAUUAUUUUGGACCAAGUGCUAAAAACAAUGCAUUGGUGAUGGAAUUACUGGGGCCAAGCUUAGAGGAUUUAUUUGACAUCUGUGACAGAAAAUUCUCCCUCAAGACUGUUCUAAUGAUAGCCAUUCAACUGAUUUCAAGGAUGGAAUAUGUGCAUUCAAAACAUCUGAUUUACAGGGACGUGAAACCUGAGAAUUUCUUAAUCGGACGCCAGUCCACGAACAAGCAACAUAUCAUACAUAUUAUAGACUUUGGUUUAGCCAAAGAGUAUAUAGACAGUGAAACACACAAACAUAUACCUUACAGAGAACAUAAAAGCCUUACCGGUACCGCGAGGUACAUGAGUAUAAAUACACAUUUAGGAAAAGAACAAAGUCGGAGGGACGACUUAGAGGCGCUAGGUCACAUGUUCAUGUAUUUCCUGAGAGGAAGUUUACCGUGGCAGGGACUAAAGGCUGACACGCUAAAGGAACGUUACCAGAAGAUCGGGGAUACAAAGAGAGCUACACCUAUAGAAGUCCUGUGUGAAAACUUCCCAGAGGAAUUUGCUCAGUAUUUGCGGUACGUUCGGCGACUGGACUUCUUUGAGACGCCGGACUACGACUAUCUGAGACGACUGUUUACUGAUCUCAUGUACCAGAAGGGAUACGAGUGUGACUGGGAUUUUGACUGGGUGGGCCGACAGGUGAGUAAGUCCACACCGGUACCUAUUCCCUCCCAGGACCCUAUUGGACCCUCCAAGACAAACGAGGGAGCACCAGGAAGACACCCACAACCAAAGAAGAGUAAACAAAGGGCUCAUGAGCCCGGUACAAAUCAAAGGGGGCUAGCAUGGGGCGAGAGUUCCCGACACAACACUGGCUAUCUGGGUGCCAACCUCGCACCGGAUAGACAUGGGGGCUCAGUACAGCCCUAUCAUCCCAUGCUUAUGUCACAUGAUUCGGUUCUUAAUUCUAACAACGGUGAUGUGAACACAGAAGAUAACAAUGACAUGGGACAGCACUCUACGCUACAGCUCAGUAAAGAUAGACAGGAGGAGGACAACAGUGAAACAAAAUGCUGUUUUUUCCGUCGACGCAAGAAAAAGAAGACGACACGUUAAUAAAGUAUCCAUACUUCAUGUACAGCCAAUUAUUUUCAAGGAAAUUUUGUUACUUCAGUCUUUUAUGAGUGACGAUUUUAUUGUUGCCAUGUCUGGUAUUCUUUUUCCCAGUUUUAAAUUGCAAUAAGAAAUGGAGGACUGAGUCUAUUGUUAAGUGAAUGUGUGCAUUUUAACAGCUAGGACUAGAGCUGUAGGAGGAUGUGACGUGAAUGCCGGCUCUUUUAGUGUCUUGAUACAUGUGUUACGUUUUAUUGUAUUGUCAUUAUUUAUAUUCUGAUUCCACUGAACUCUGUGUGAUGGAGGAGACUUGUUUUGUGAUGGGUCAAGUGAAUUUGACCCCCAUACGAAAGAUUUACUGGAUGUAAUAAAAUAAAUAUUCUGCCUGCACAAAUCCUCUCGUGCUUUCCCUCGCAGGUGCUGUUGUUUCACCCGAAGAAAGAAGCCACGGAAAGGCAAAAGAAGGAAAUGACAGGAGACCUCGGGGGAAGACGGAGCGCGCUAUAUCCCGCUGAAGGCUCUGGUAGAGGCUGGUGUAAGGAGAGACGUCACGUACCACCCCCUCAGGCUACCGAGGCCCUCCUCUGGCAUUAUCAAUCAGUCCUUCGAGUGAAACCAAAGACGCACAGCAUUUUCAGGCCAUACUUUGUGUGCAUGUUUCGUGUGCUGAGAGAGUAGUCCAGUGUGAUCUUUUUACAGUAUAUAAUUUUUUUUCCCACAAAAAAAAAGAACAGGUUUUUUUUUUUUCUUUCUUUUUACACAUUAUUUAAUUCAUGAGCCAAACAGCAAUAUUUUCAUGGGGAUAUAUAUCUUGAUUGAUGAAGAAUGCAUAUGAGGUGUUUUUCAUAUCUUUCACUGUUGUCAAACUGUUUCGUAACAAAUAUUUGACUUUAGAAGAUUAUUGUACCUUAAAAUUGUAAAAUGUGUUGGGUAUAAGAAAUUGUAACAAAUGGAAGAACUUUUGUUUUAGGUGAAAGGGAGUGGUAUUAUUUGAACAGAGAAUACAAAUUGUAUAUUAUAAAUGUGUGCAUGAAUGACAAUUACAUGUAUAUCCUGUGCCAUUUUGUUUUCUCUGAUGAUUCAAUCUCUAUAAACAAAACAAAAAUCUGACAAGUGUUUUUACCAUCUUGCCAGAUUGUGCAUUUUCAGAGAAGGUGAAAAAAAAAUAGAAGGGGAGAUAAUCUUGUAAGACAUAAUACAGAAAGAGAAGUAAUAGAGAGUGCUUGUAAACCUGAAUUUUCUUAGUGCCAAGUAACAUAACUGGUUCCUAAGAAGGAAUGAUCAGUUUUUGUUUCCUACUAUUUUAUUUGUUUUUAUUUGGAGGGGACCUUUCAUUUGUCUCCUGUAAAAAUGGCAGAUGUAUUAUAUGCUUUGUUAGAUGUAUAUAUAAUUGUUUUAUAUUUGAUACUAUGGUUCAUGAGUGGACAGUCAGAUUCCAGAAUUUGUAAUUCAUUGUGGAUUAUGUACACUUCAUCCUCUACCUGGCUAGUCUGUUAAUUAACAUGAACACUGUGUAAGACAAUAAAACUACUUCAUUAUGGCCCUGUCUCUCUUGUUACAUAAGUUACACUAGGUACGCUCAGCCCAUAGUACUACCAAAAAGCACUGUUGUAGCAACACAUUUCAUUGUACGAAAAUUUACUGGAAAAUAGUCGCAUGCUGCGCCUGAGGUCUUAAAAUUAAUUUUUUUUAACGUAUCAAAUUUACAAAUUGUUUUUCAAACAAAACAGAAUUUAUUUGUUUAGCAUAAGAUCAAGGUUUAUGUGCAGUAGGGAAGCCCACACUUUCAGGGGGAUUUUAGAAUUUGUAAUUUUGUACGUAAUUGAUUCAGACAAGAUGGAUGCUAUGUUGUCAUUAAAUUGAAUAGCAUAUUUAUCUUGUCAAAAUGGGCUUUCAUGUAUACAGAAUGAAAGAAAGCGAUUAGGAAAGGGUUUUAACAGAUGUUCAAUUCCAGAUCAACCAUAUUCAUUUCUUGAUGUCUUUAAUGAAAUCAGUGUAUGUAUUCACAUUCUGUCAUAUGAAGUAAAACUUAUAAUAGCUAGACAUGAGGAAUUUUCUUGAUGAAAAGUAUUAAGGUUGUUUGGUGCACAUGUGUUCAUGUCCAAAACAACAAUUUUGUAUCUUUAUUCAAUAGUUCUACUUUGAAUGAGCAGUAAUGACAAACUGGAUUUUUUUUGCACUAAAUCUGUAAAAAAUUAAUAUUCUAUUACACUGUGGACGAUUUAAACUUCAUGUGCAGAAUGCCAGAUCUCAGAAGGUAUUGUCAGUGUGUGUGAUAUUGUUUUUUAAUCAGUAUCCAUAUUUAAAGCAGGUAUAAUCAUUUGUGUCGAGGGGUGAGUGAUCUACACCAUUUGUCUGAUAAAAAAAAUUAUUGUACUAUCAGAAAUAAAUUUCAAAUCUACUGAA
This is a messenger RNA of Saccostrea cuccullata (small rock oyster), 4133 nucleotides long. RefSeq names its product casein kinase I-like. The record is from RefSeq and is a predicted model, not a curated record. Lineage: Eukaryota; Metazoa; Mollusca; Bivalvia; Ostreida; Ostreidae. Gene Ontology annotation, molecular function: protein serine/threonine kinase activity; ATP binding. Gene Ontology annotation, cellular component: nucleus; cytoplasm; plasma membrane. The transcript has 13 exons. The coding region runs from base 333 to 1730 and encodes 465 amino acids. Gene Ontology annotation, biological process: peptidyl-serine phosphorylation; endocytosis; positive regulation of canonical Wnt signaling pathway.